CUUAACCAGACUUCUGCGAUUCAUUGCCCUCUCACUGAAACUCUUUGAUGAAUCUAAUAGAAUUAAAUCCUAAUUUAUUGCCUAAUAAUUAAUUAAUCUCUAUUUGUUUUAUACCAAGUAGAAGUGAAAGAGAAAGUAGUUUAAUAAUAAAGAUGCAAGGAUAUUCAAAUGGCGGAGGAGGAGGAGAAGGUGGCCCCGCCGACUUGGCGAAGCUGCAGUCCAUCAUGCAAUCUAUCGAGAUCGCCUGCUCUAGCAUUCAGAUGCAUGUGAAUCCAGCUGCAGCUGAGGCAACUAUUUUGGCCCUAUGCCAGUCACCUCAGCCAUACAAGGCGUGUCAGUUCAUUCUUGAGAAUUCACAGGUGACAAAUGCAAGAUUUCAGGCUGCUGCAGCAAUUCGAGAUGCAGCUAUGAGAGAAUGGGCAUUCCUUACAGCUGAUGACAGGAGAGGCUUGAUAAGUUUUUGCCUAUGCUUUGUUAUGCAGCAUGCUUGUUCGCCAGAAGGUUAUGUCCAAGCAAAGGUGUCUUCUGUGGCAGCUCAGUUGAUAAAAAGAGGAUGGCUUGAUUUGUCUGCAUCUGAGAAGGAAGCAUUUUUUAAUCAGGUAAACCAGGCUAUUUACUGUAAUCAUGGAGUAGAUGUGCAGUUCAUUGGAAUCAAUUUUCUGGAAUCUUUGGUAUCUGAAUUUUCUCCGACUACUUCAAGUGCAAUGGGCCUUCCUAGGGAGUUUCAUGAGCAGUGCCGGAUGUCGUUAGAGCAAGACUAUCUGAAGACAUUUUACUGUUGGGCACGAGAUGCUGCUAUAAGUGUUACAAAAGUAAUAAUUGAAUCUGAUGCUGCGGUAUCUGAAGUUAAAGUUUGUACUGCUGCACUUCGUCUCUUGCUUCAAAUCUUGAACUGGGAUUUCCGGUAUAACACCAGUGGCACAAAAAUGAGUAUAAAUGUUUUUUCAGCUGGAGUCAGGCAAGAUAGUGCUUCAGCUAAGAGAACUGAGUGUAUCUUAGUGCAGCCUGGUCCAGCAUGGCGUGAUGUUUUAAUUUCAAGUGGUCAUGUUGAGUGGGUCUUGAACUUAUAUGCGGCACUGAGGGAGAAGUUUUCGUAUAAGGGUUACUGGCUUGACUGUCCCAUUGCUGUCUCUGCUAGAAAGCUUAUUGUGCAAUUCUGCUCCCUAACUGGAACCAUAUUUUCUUCUGAUAAUGGGCAAAUGCAAGAGCACCAUUUGCUACAACUGCUAUCUGGGAUAUUACCAUGGGUUGAUCCUCCUGAUGUUGUGGCUAAGGCAAUUGAAUCUGGAAAAAGUGAAAGUGAGAUGCUUGAUGGUUGCCGUGCAUUGUUAUCUAUUGCCACUGUAACAACCCCCUUCAUAUUUGACCAACUCCUAAAAUCGAUAAGGCCCUUUGGUACUCUUACCCUGCUAUCAACCUUGAUGUGUGAAGUUAUUAAAAAUCUUAUGCUGAAUAGCUCAGAAGAGGGGACAUGGAGCUGGGACGCACGUGAUAUUUUGUUAGAUACAUGGACCACCUUACUUGUGUCAAUUGAUAGCAAGGAAGGAAAUGCAUUACUUCCAUCCGAAGUGUUAAAUGCUACAGCUAGUCUCUUUGCCUUGAUUGUAGAGUGUGAGCUAAAAGUGGCUUCUAUGUCAGCAAUGGAUGACAACUUCAACUACGUUCAGGCUUCCAUUUCUGCCAUGGAUGAAAGAUUAAGUUCUUAUGCUCUCAUUGCAAGAGCAGCAAUUGAUGCUACAGUUCCUCUACUCACGAGGCUGUUUACAGAGCGCUUUGCACGGCUUCAUCAGGGCAGGGGCAUGAUUGAUCCAACUGAGACUUUGGAGGAACUUUAUUCAUUGCUACUAAUCACUGGACAUGUACUUGCUGAUGAAGGGGAGGGAGAGACACCCUUGGUUCCAAAUGCUAUACAAACUUGUUUUUUGGACACCUUGGAAGCAGAUAAACAUCCAGUUGUCAUUCUCUCCGGCUCAAUUAUAAAAUUUGCUGAGCAGUGUUUAGAUCCAGAAAUGAGAUUAUCAAUUUUCAGUCCUCGACUUAUGGAGGCUAUUGUAUGGUUUCUCGCAAGAUGGUCCCAGACAUAUCUCAUGCCUUUUGAAGAAAUUAGAGAUGGUUACAGCAAUUUUGGUCAUGAUUACGAACAUCAGCUUCAGUCAUUACAUUCCAGGAAAGCUUUGCUUAGUUUUUUUGGAGAACAUAAUCAGGGAAAGCUCGUGCUUGACAUUAUUGUUCGUGUUGCUAUAACGACACUUGUUUCAUAUCCUGGCGAGAAAGAUUUGCAGGAACUCACAUGUAACCAGCUACUACAUGCACUGGUUCAAGGAAAAAAUAUUUGUUUACACCUUGUUGCACUGGAUUCAUGGCGUGAACUGGCAAAUGCUUUUGCUAAUGGUAAAACUUUGUUUUUGUUAAAUUCAACCAAUCAGCGUUCACUAGCUCAAACACUUGUUCUCUCAGCUUAUGGAAUGAGAAAUGCAGAAGCAUCAAAUCAAUAUGUACGGGAUCUUACUAAUCAUAUUACGACAUAUCUAGUAGAAUUGUCUAACAAGAAUAAUCUCAAAAAUGUGGCACAACAACCAGAUGUCAUUCUUUCAGUCAGUUGCUUGUUAGAGCGGCUCCGUGGAGCUGCCAAUGCCACUGAACCUCGAACACAGAAGGCAUUAUAUGAAUUGGGCUUCUCUGUAAUGAACCCUAUUCUGCUUCUUCUUGAAGUUUAUAAACACGAGUCUGCAGUUGUUUAUCUGCUACUUAAAUUUAUUGUUGACUGGGUAGACGGACAAAUUUCUUACCUAGAGGCUCAAGAAACUGCUGUUGUUGUAGAUUUUUGCAUGCGUUUGCUUCAACUUUAUGCAUCUCACAAUAUCGGCAAGGUUCUAAUGACUCUCUCAAGCAGCUUACUUAAUGAGGCAAAGACUGAAAAAUACAAAGAUUUGCGUGCUCUUCUUCAACUUCUCUCAAGUCUCUGUUCAAAAGAUCUAGUUGACUUCUCGUCAGAUUCCAUUGAAGCUCAGGGCACCAAUAUAUCUAAGGUUGUUUUCUUUGGUCUACACAUUGUCACCCCUCUUAUAUCCUUGGACCUGUUGAAGUACCCCAAGCUUUGUCAUGAUUAUUUCGCAUUGCUUUCUCAUAUGUUGGAGGUUUACCCCGAAACUGUUGCCCAACUAAAUACUGAAGCUUUAGCUCAUGUACUUGGAACUCUUGACUUCGGUCUUCACCAUCAGGACUCAGAAGUUGUUGAUAUGUGCCUGAGAGCUUUGAAAGCUCUUGCCUCCUUCCACUACAAGGAGAUGAGUGCUAGUAAAGUAGGCUUGGGUGCACUUGCUGCUGGUCUCAAAGAUUCAAAUGGAAAUCCACAGGAAGGGAUUUUGAGUCAGUUUCUUCGUUCAUUGUUGCAGUUACUCCUUUUUGAGGACUACAGCCCCGAUCUGGUCAGUACUGCAGCAGAUGCUCUCUUUCCAUUGAUCCUCUGUGAACAAGGUUUAUACCAGAGAUUAGGAAAUGAAUUGAUUGAAAGGCAGGUAAAUCCAACACUCAGAUCAAGACUGACAAAUGCAUUGCAGUCCCUAACGAACUCAAAUCAGCUUUCUUCUACUCUUGAUCGUGUGAAUUACCAGAGAUUCAGGAAGAACCUAAACAACUUCCUGAUUGAAGUUCGUGGAUUCUUACGGACAAUGUGAUAUGUGCAAUCAUAUGUAUAUAUGUUGGAAAAAACUUUUUGUUCUCUCAUUGUUACUGUUGUGAGAUUCAGAAAUUAAAGGAAGCAUCCAUUUGUCA
Pistacia vera is the source of this 3774-nucleotide messenger RNA. Its product is annotated as exportin-4. Gene Ontology annotation, cellular component: nuclear pore; cytoplasm. The record is from RefSeq and is a predicted model, not a curated record. Gene Ontology annotation, biological process: protein export from nucleus. Bases 153 to 3677 code for a protein of 1174 amino acids. Gene Ontology annotation, molecular function: nuclear export signal receptor activity. The transcript is spliced from 32 exons. NCBI's taxonomy places the organism in Eukaryota, Viridiplantae, Streptophyta, Magnoliopsida, Sapindales, Anacardiaceae.